GGCCAGUCUGCCGUCUGCAGCGGGCUGGCGACGUCGGCCGACAUGCACCGCACCGAGAGGCAGCCGCUGCUGCGCGCACGCCCCCGCCAGGCGUACAGGGCCACCGACGACUUGGCGUCGGUGGCGCUGGACAUGAGCGACCUCUCGACGGCAGAGGAGGUCUCGUCCUGCGCCGAGGAGGCUGCCGACUGCCUGGCGCCGGGGGCUCCGAAGCGCCAGCCGCCGGGCCUAACCUACACGUGGAGGAGGCUGCGCGCGCACGGGGGCUCCGGCCGCGGCUCGGGGCGGGACGGAAAGCCGCUGCUCAGGGACGUGAGCGGCCAGGCGCUGCCCGGGGAGCUGCUGGCGGUGCUGGGCGCCAGCGGCGCUGGCAAGACCUCGCUGCUGCAGGCGCUCACCUUCCGCGCCGCCCUCCACUCGGGGGAGCGCCUGCUCAACGGCCGGCCCGCCGACGCCGCCCACCUCGCCGCCCACGCCGCCUACGUCGCCCAGCAGAACUACUUCGUGGGCGCCCUCACCGUCCGCGAGCACCUCAUCUUCCACGCAUUAUUGCGAAUGGAUCGCCACUUUCCCUAUGAUCUCAGGCUGAAGCGCGUAGAAGAACUCAUAUCAGAGUUUUCGUUGACCGACUGCCAGCACGUGAUGAUCGGUAUCCCUGGACGCAUCAGGGGCAUCAGCGGUGGCGAGAUGAAGCGGCUUGCCUUUGCAGCUGAGGUGCUGACCGACCCGCCGCUCAUGUUCUGCGACGAGCCCACGUCCGGCCUCGACUCGUUCACGGCGCUGGCCGUGGCGACCGCCCUCAAGGCGAUGGCGCGCAAGGGCAAGACCGUGGUGGCCACGGUGCACCAGCCGUCCUCCGAGAUGUACGCCCUCUUCGACAGGCUGCUGCUCAUCGCCGAGGGCCGCGUCGCCUUCCAGGGCACGCCCGACCAGGCGCUCGCCUUCUUCUCCAGCAUGGGCGCGACCUGCCCGGCGGGUUACAACCCGGCCGACUUCUUCCUGCACCUGCUGGCCGUCGUGCCCGAGAAAGAGGCGGAGUGCCGCAGCACCAUCGAGCUGCUCUGCGACAACUUCCAGCGGUCGCCCGGCGCCAAGGUCGCGGUCUGCAACGGCCAGCACGCCAACGGCGACUCUGACGACGAGCAUGUUGUGGCGCUGGUGGCGGCGGGUCGCGGCUCCUCCCCUUACAAGACGGGCUGGUGCGGCCAGAUGCGUGCUGUGCUCUGGAGGUCCUGGCUCAGCGUCGUCAAGGAGCCCGUGCUCAUCAAGAUGCGCAUGCUGCAGACCAUGAUGAUUUCACUCAUGAUUGGCAUAGUUUUCUACGGUCAAAGUCUUAAUGAAGAAAGUGUGAUGAACAUAAACGGUGCCAUUAUCAUUUUCAUCACAAACAUGACUUUCCAGAACAUCUUCGCCGUUAUUACUGUGUUCUGCUCGGAGAUGCCGGUGUUCCUACACGAGCACCGCGCCGGCAUGUACCGCGUGGACGUCUACUUCCUGGCCAAGACGCUGGCCGAGCUGCCCAUCUUCUCGGCCAUCCCGUGCCUCUUCACAGUCGUCUCCUACUACCUGGUGGGCCUCAACCCGGCGCCGGAGCGCUUCUUCUGCUGCGUGCUCAUCGCCAUCCUCGUCACCAAUGUAGCAACCUCCUUCGGUUACUUCGUGUCGUGCGUCAGCUCCAGCAUCUCGGUGGCAAUGUCGAUGGCGCAGCCGCUCAUCUUCCCGUUCCUGCUCUUCGGCGGUUUCUUCUUAAACGUCAGGUCGGUGCCGGCGUCCCUGGAGUGGCUGGCGCGGUUGUCGUGGUUCCGCUACGGCAACGAGGCCAUGUUCGUCAACCAGUGGGCCGGCGUGCCACACAUCGAGUGCUCCAGCAACACCACCUGCCCGGCCAGCGGCCACGUCGUCCUGCAGACGGUCGACUUCGACGAGGCCGACUUUGUGGAAGACCUGCUGGGCCUGACCGCGCUGGCCGUGGGUCUGCGUGUUCUGGCGCUCGUUGCGCUGCUGGUGAGGACGUGUCGCGGCAGCCGCUGAAGGCCCGACACUCCUCCUUCUCGUCGGUAGGCGGCAUCCGAGCGCGUCUCCGGGACACGGACUGCGUGCCUGCGAUCUCGUACAGUAGCAGUGUCUGUGGAACAGCGCCUCAAGUGCUGCCUCUUUACGCUCAGCUUUCUGUGUCAGGAGAUGUACAUUCCGUCCGAAAGAUAGUAUCGUAUUUCGUGAACUGGUUACACGCGCGCCGCACUCUUAGCAGUGGACGUGAUAACGUGACAGAAAUAGCUCUUCCCAGAUUGAAACGGCUCUGCCGACAAGGACGAUACAUCCGACAUUCGCACGGAUGUACCUGUGGUGAGCACCUGGUAAACAACCUUGCAGGAGCACACGGCGCCCUUCACUGUCAUAUUUUUGUUGUGACACAUCUUUUGAACAUAAGCAGACAGACUGACCUUGCACAUAUUGACAGUGGUAACCGGGCUAUUUCGCAUGCGUCUGACGAACAGGUAUAUGGAUCCAGAAUACAUAUAAAAGUUAUGUUCACGUAAAAACUAAAAUGUUCCUUAUUUAAUAUUUUCAAGAAAGGGGAGAUAUUGUAAGUGUAAUUGUCGUUUCUUUCCUUUUAUUUAUUACUAAAAUUUGUAAGGCUCUCUUAUAGCUUUAGAACGUUCAUUUAUAAAGUCUAUCUUUCUCAAGAACACCGUACAAAGAAAUACUAAUCAAAAGUGUCUUUUGUUAUUUUCGAUAAUAUAUUGGUCGAACUCUACAGUUCACAGUUAUAUACUAACUGAAGUGGCAAAAAACUUUGUGGCAUAUUAACUGCAGUUAUAUCAGUAUUAGUACCAGAAUAAACUGUGCUCAGGUGUCACUGCUUCGUAUUUGAAGUUCUACUGUCAGAAAAACCGUCAGUUUCACGAAUGUAUAGUACAUCAGGCGAAUGUAUUCUAAUGACUGAAGUUUGAUAAUUAUGAUGUGCCAUCACACUGUGGUAACAUAUUGUGAAAAUUGUGAUUACGUUUUGAAUAAAAAAUACUUUUUUACUG
This is a messenger RNA of Schistocerca piceifrons (Central American locust), 3035 nucleotides long. Its product is annotated as protein white-like. Lineage: Eukaryota; Metazoa; Arthropoda; Insecta; Orthoptera; Acrididae. The transcript is spliced from 13 exons. Gene Ontology annotation, molecular function: ABC-type transporter activity; ATP hydrolysis activity; ATP binding. The coding region runs from base 43 to 2031 and encodes 662 amino acids. The record is from RefSeq and is a predicted model, not a curated record. Gene Ontology annotation, cellular component: plasma membrane.